Trichechus manatus latirostris (Florida manatee) is the source of this 1659-nucleotide messenger RNA. It is a transcript of the gene PDLIM2, whose product is annotated as PDZ and LIM domain 2. Gene Ontology annotation, biological process: muscle structure development; actin cytoskeleton organization; heart development. The transcript is spliced from 10 exons. NCBI's taxonomy places the organism in Eukaryota, Metazoa, Chordata, Mammalia, Sirenia, Trichechidae. The record is from RefSeq and is a predicted model, not a curated record. Bases 135 to 1205 code for a protein of 356 amino acids. Gene Ontology annotation, cellular component: adherens junction; Z disc; filamentous actin. Gene Ontology annotation, molecular function: actin binding; muscle alpha-actinin binding.
UCUCCCCAGAGUCGGGCAGACAGCGGCGGCGGCGGCGGCGGCGGCGGCGGUGGUGGCAGCUGCGGGAGCAGCAGCGUCUCCUCGCCCUCCCUCCUUCCCUUCCCUCCUGGGCCUGGCCGCCCAGCCCGACAGGUAUGGCGCUGACAGUGGACGUGGUGGGGCCGGCACCCUGGGGCUUCCGCAUCACAGGGGGCAGGGAUUUCCACACACCCAUCAUGGUGACCAAGGUAACCGAGCGGGGCAAGGCCGAAGCUGCUGACCUGCGACCUGGUGACAUUAUUGUGGCCAUUAAUGGGGAGAGCGUGGAGGGCAUGCUUCACGCUGAGGCCCACAGCAAGAUCCGCCAGAGCCCCUCGCCCCUGCGGCUGCAGCUGGACCGGUCCCGGGCUGCCUCGUUUGGGGAGACCAACGGGGAGAGGUCCUUGGAAUUGCUAGCUACUCGCUUCCAGGGCUCUGUAAGGACACACACUGACAGCCAGUCCUCCCUGCGGUCCUCCUACUCCAGCCCAGCCUCCCUCAGCCCCAGGCCUGGCAGCCCCUUCUCUCCCCGACCCGCUACCAGCCCGCAUACCCUUACUGGAGAGGGGGUGAUCAGCCGCAGUUUCCAGAGCCUGGCACUCACCCCGGGACCUGCUGCUGACCACUUGUCCUACGGGGGCCGCCCUGGAAGCCGACAGGCUGGCCUCAGCCGCGCUGGCGACUCGGCUGUGCUGGUGCUGCCGCAUUCCCCAGGACCCCAGUCCUCCAGCCCCAGGCUCAGUGUGGACUCAGAAGGGGGAAGGCACCUCCUGGAAGAGGACUCAGAAGUCUUCAAGAUGCUGCAGGAAAAUCGUGAGGGGCGGGUGGCCCCCCGGCAGUCCAGCUCCUUUCGGCUAUUACAGGAAGCCUUGGAGGCUGAAGAGAGAGGUGGCACGCCUGCCUUCCUGCCCAGCUCACUGAGCCCCCAGGCCUCCCUGUCCACUGGCAGGGCCCUGGCCACUCCCCCAAAGCUCCACACGUGUGAGAAGUGCAGCACCAGCAUCACGAACCAGGCUGUGCGCAUCCAGGAGGGCCGGUACCGCCACCCCAGCUGCUACACCUGCGCGGACUGCGGGCUGAACCUGAAGAUGCGCGGGCACUUUUGGGUGGGGGAUGAGCUGUACUGCGAGAAGCAUGCGCGCCAGCACUACUCUGCAUCCUCCACCCUCAGCUCCUCCCAGGCCUGAGGGCCCGCCUUUGACUGACUGAGAGGCCUGGGGCACCUCCGGCCCAGGGGCCCUGUCAGUAGCAAACUGGCAUGGAAGGGGUGAUGGUGGAUGGUGGCGGUUACGUGAACUAAGUUUGGGGGCCUGAGGCCUGUUCAUUCUCGCUGGGUGAGGCCAAAGGUUGGGACUUAUCUCGGGCUGUGGGUGCUAAGGGCAGCCUCACCUCCCUAGGCCUCCCCUAGACACUCGUGAGCUUUUGCCCUGCAGGACAGGCACUGUGCUAUAGUCCCCAGUGGGCACUGCAUUCAGUUUCUGGGUGUACCACGUGGUAAGAAGGGUGGGACAAGGAGAUAAGUAUCUAGAAGGAGAGGCUAAAGGUCUUCACUGUGUAAAGUUUUCAAAAUAUGAGCUCUAUAAAUAUAUAUAUAUAUGAACAAAAUAAAGUAGGUGCCAUCCCCCUUCUUCCCUUCCCCAA